AUGCUCUUCACUCGCUUUUACAUUUUCUACGCUCUCGUGUGGACUUGUGCGGCUGGUCCGAUCGCUCGUUCCCUCGAUCCAACUCCAAUCGCUGCCUCUGAAACUGCUUCAACCGGUUCUACUUCAUCGCCUGCUGCGGAGGAAACUCAAGGAAUCUUGACUGUCAUUCCUGUCACGCCAUCAUGGCUACUUUCUUCAUCAGUACCGGUGGAGACAUCGUAUACAUCUUCAUCCUCGGUUGACUUAACCCAGUCUGCCGCCGAAUUGUCCUCUACACGGAGCGAUGAGCGAACAAUGCCUCUUAUCGUGUACACAUCAUCUGCAACGCCUACAUCAGAAGCUGUCACCCCAUCUUCAGCACCCGUCAGUGAAACUUCAAGCUCCUCAGAUGCACCAGCAAUAUCUUCGACUUUGACAGUCCUUAGCGAGAGUACCAGUAGCUCUUUACCGAUGUCUGCAUCUCCCCUACCUAGUUCCAAUUCACCUGGAACGAGCAUUUCAUCUGCCAAAAUGACUAUCUCGUCUUCAGCCAGUCCUAGCUCCACAGCUUCGAGCCAUGAAGCAGGAUCUAGCAACUCUGUUCCCUCUCCUCAUGUGGGAGUCUCAGGACGUCCCCGGCCGGGUAGCACUAUGACACCUCACACAGGGAUUUCGGCAUCGACGAAUGCAACCCCGAGAGCGACUACUCACGCAGAUGCUCCGAGUAAAAGUUCUACUGCGUCUCAAGAGUUCACGUCGACCCAUGCGAGUAUUUCCACGUCCCCGGUGUAUGAGACUACCCUCAGCUCAUUAGCUGCAGCGACAACAAGCAUCCCGGUUGGCGUCGUCGGCCUCAUCUCCGACUCGAGAAGUAGCACCAGUCAAUCUAAUCCGUCAGCACUCGUAGCUCCGACUACAACAGUGCCCGCUACGGCAUCAUCGUCUGCUGUCAUAACAUCACCUGUCACAACGGCAUCUUCCACACAAUCGGUAUCAGAAGCCGAAAAAGUGCACACAGUCAUAGGGUCUGUGAUCGUCUGGGUGCCAGGAAGUGGCGAGUCUGCGCUCACUACCCAGACAAUCCUGCCAACUUCUACGAAGCUAUCUAUUCCUCAGACCUCCACCAUUCCGCAGUACGAAACUUCUCCUCCUGCCGAGACCACUACUCCUCAGAUGACAACAUCGAAAACUCUCGAGACUACCGUUCCGCAUGAACCAAGUACCUCCACCUUAACCUCAUCUUCAUACACAACAGAAAGAACCGUAGACACAACUACCACUGCCACCUCGACGUCUCUCUCCACAACUUCAACUUCUCCUUCAGCAACUACCACGACCCACGAGCCGAAAACCAUCACUGUGCAAGACACAUCAACAGAAAGAGUGACAGUGACAAUUUCCGGCCCAACAGUUACCAUCACCCCAGCCUUAUCAUUUACCAGCGCAAGCACAACACCUACACCCACCGAAGAUCCCAUAGAAACAAUCACGAUCCAUAACACAGCAAUCGAAAGCGUCACGGUGACUAUCCCUGGUCUGACUAUCACAGUCACACCGACGCCGACAAGUAUGGCUUUGAGCCCUACUUCGACCAUGCCAGGUGCAUUAUCCGUGAUUCCAGUCACGCCCACCAAUUUCAUCACAAUCAUUGAGACAGAGACUGUGACGACCACUGCUACUAUGACGAUCACGACGUUCUAG
This is a messenger RNA of Penicillium maclennaniae, 1680 nucleotides long. RefSeq lists its product as uncharacterized. The transcript has a single exon. The coding region runs from base 1 to 1680 and encodes 559 amino acids. The record is from RefSeq and is a predicted model, not a curated record. NCBI's taxonomy places the organism in Eukaryota, Fungi, Ascomycota, Eurotiomycetes, Eurotiales, Aspergillaceae.